GAUUGGCGGCGGGCGCGCGGGACGGUUGAGCCGGGGGCGCGCGUCAUGGCGGCGGCGGCGUGGCAGAGCCCCUACCUGAACGUCUUCAAGCACUUCCGCGUGGAGGAGUGGAAGCGCUCCGCCAAGGAGGGGGACGUCACCGCCUGCCUGGACAAGAGGCUGAAGGGGACGGUGUACCGCAUCCGGGGCUCCAUCCCCGCCUGCAACUACCUGCAGCUGCCCCGCACCGGCACGCAGUCGCUGGGGCUGCGGGGCCGCUACCUCUACCUGCUCUUCAGGCCCCUGCCCCGCAAGCACUUCGUGGUGCACCUGGAUGUGGCCACCCAGGAGAACCAGGUGGUGCGCAUCUCCUUCUCCAACCUCUUCAAGGAGUUCAAAUCCACAGCCACGUGGCUCCAGUUCCCCUUCGUAUGCGCAGCAGCCAAAGGCUCGCUGGACGAGAGCACAGCCGGGGCUUCCAGGCGAGAUCUGGUGGGGGCAGCCCCUGCUAACGUGCGCUGGACCUGCCUGAUGCUUGAUCUCCACUACAUCCUCUCCAUGUACCUCAACCGGCGUUACAGCCACCUGAAGAGCAUCAAGCUCUGCUCCAACCUGCUGGUGAGAAACAUCUGCACGAGCGACUUGGUGUUUGACCCAGGCGUGACUUUCUCCGAGGCCCGACAAGCCAACCUGGCCGGCCACGGGGUCUCUCCCAUGCCGCGGGAAAUGGCCUUCCCAGUGCCCAAGGGGGAGAAGUGGCACGACCACUACGACUACAUCAGGUUCCCAUCCGAAGGGUCCAAGCUGCCAUAUGACUCCAUCCAGAAGAGCUGCUCCGGUCCUGCAGCAGGUGGCGAACCCUCGGAGGACCCCGUCCGCCAGCUGCCCCAGCCGGUGACGCUCACCAAAGCCGUCCGUGACCGACUGUCCCUCAUCCACCAGAUCACCAGUCCCAGAGCUAUGCCGCACCGGUGUCCUGCAGUUACAAAAAGCAUCCCUGAGGUUCACCUGGCAGCCCCAGGGCCUCUGAGAGCCAUGCGUGCUGGCGACCAGGAGGCAGAGAACGGGAGGCUACACGGCGUGGGGGACUCAGGGCAGUCCCCGGCAGUCAGCGACGGCGGCAUCCACGUGUACGCGCACCGGAGGAGCGAGCAGGCCGUCCGCAUCGCCCGCGUGGGCUCAGAGGAGGACGCGUCUAGGAAGGGCCCUGGAGCAGCCGUGCUGGCCAGCAGGAGAGCCGCUCACUGCAGGAGUUUCUUACCAGAUCCAAUCCUGAAGCUGAGAAAGAUAAUUGGCUUUGGAGGCUGCAGCACCAAAUGUGUGCUGUGGACUCAGAACAACUCUGCAGUGGUCUACCCCUGCCACGCUGUGAUAGUAACCCUGCAGAUUCAGACCGGGGAGCAGAGGUUCUUCACUGGCCACACAGACAAGGUGUCGGCGCUGGCUUUCAACGGGAGCAGCACCUUGCUGGCUUCGGCGCAGGCUGGCCCCCUCAGCCUGCUGCGCCUCUGGGACUUCCCCGGGGGCAGCUGCCUGUCGGUGUUCAAAACCCACGUCCGGGUGCUCCUGUCCCUGAGCUUUUCCUACAGCGGAGCUGUUCUCUGUGGUGUUGGAAAGGAUGGGCAUGGGAAAACGGUGGUGGUGGUGUGGAACACUGCCCAGGUGACCUGUGGCGGAGACGUGGUUGUGCUGGCCAAAGCGCACACGGAUGUGGACAUCCAGACCUUGAAGAUUGCUUUUUUUGACGACACCAGGAUGGUGUCGUGCGGCCGGGACAACGUGAGGCUGUGGCGGGUGCGGAGCGGAGCGCUGCGCUCCUGUCCCGUCAACCUGGGCGAGUACCAUUCCCUGGAGUUCACCGACCUGGCCUUCGAGGAGGGGCACUCGGCCGAGCGGGAGCCGGAGGACCGCACGCUCUUUGUCUGCAGCAAGAGCGGCCACGUCUUGGAGGUGGACUACAAGCACGUCUGCAUUAGGAGCGCGCGGCGGCUCCUGCCCUCGCAGCAGCAGGACAAGCAGGGCGGCGGGGCAGGCUCUGGGAUCGCUAUAAACAGUAUCAGCAUCUCCUCAGCCUUCUGUGCCACGGGUUCAGAAGACGGCUACCUGCGGCUGUGGCCGCUGGACUUCUCGGCCGUUGUCUUAGAGGCGGAGCAUGAGGCGCCAGUGACUUCUGUCUGCAUCAGUCCGGACAGCCACAAAGUCUUGUGCACAACCACAGCUGGGAACCUGGGCUACCUGGAUAUAGAGUCCCGGGACUAUAGCACCCUCAUGCGCUCUCACGAGGACUCCAUUUUGGCGUUCUCAGUGGAGGGAGUUUGGAAGCAGAUGGCAACAGUGUCGCAGGAUAACACCAUCCGAGUCUGGGACCUUGUGUCCAUGCAACAGCUGUAUGACUUCACAGCUGCAGAUGAGAUGCCGUGUGCUGUGGCCUUUCACCCUACCCAGCGGAUCCUUGCCUGUGGCUUUGACAGCGGGAUGGUGCGGACCUUCAGCUUGGCGGCCUCCGAUCUCCUGAUGGAGCACAAGCAGCACCGCACUGUGAUCACUGGACUGACUUUUUCUCCAGAUGGCAACUUCAUGUUCAGCUCCUGUCUGCAAGGAACUCUGGCUCUUUACAGCUCUGUGGAGCCAAAAAGCCAUGUCUUGAGAGUCCUGGGUAACGUGGUGGCCCGGGAUGCUGGGAGCGGCCCGGAUGCUUUGGUGCUCAGUGGGGACAGCCGUCUCCUGGCCUUCGUGGGGCCCUCCAACUAUGUUGUGACCGUGAUGGAGGCCUGCUCGCUCGAUGAGCUGCUGAGGGUGGACAUCAGCAUCCUCGAUUUGAACAGCACAGCCUUGGACACCGCAGUGAGAGUCUGCUUCGCUCCUGUGCCGCGAGGCGAGCUCCUGGUGUCCACGUCUUCCAAUAAAAUCCUUGUGCUUGAUGCAAAAACGGGACGACUGGUGCGAGAGGUGUCUCCUGUGCACAAGCUGUCUUGCUCUUCCUUGGCACUAAGCAAGGAUGCCAGGUACCUGCUGACUGCUGGCGACAAGGUUAUCAAAGUAUGGGACUAUCAGAUGCGCUUCGAUAUCAACUUCCAGGUGUACAUCGGCCACUCGGAGCCGGUGCGCCAGGUGGCUUUCACCCCGGACCAGCGGCAAGUCAUCAGCGUCGGAGAUGCCAUCUUCCUCUGGGAUUUCAUGGCUCUGCCUGCGGAGAGGUCGCCCCCAGCCCUGGCUCGUUCCUCCGAGUCUCCUCCGCUGCCAGGAGCAGAAAAGAGCCCUGAAAAGCUAAAGGAUGCCUCUGAUAUACCUCGUCAGACAAUUCCUCUUCCAUUGUUGUCCUCCCCACCAUGUCUGGAUGUCAGCUCUGUCCACCUAGCAGGAUGUCAAAGUAUUUUCUCAGAGUCGGACAAAGAGGAGGAAGCCAGUUUGCCAGGCAGCAGCAGGAUGGUGGCGAAUGGAGACAAAGACGCCUCGGUGCUUGUGGUGGAACCGGUCAGGAGUGAGGAGCUUGUUGUCGUGAGGCCCAAAGUGAGACGGGAGAGCUCGAGGUCUCCCGGACAGUCAGCACGUGAACCCAGAAAGGAGACCAAAAGUCCCAAGCCCCAGUGCUACGUCCGCCCAGAUUCCUACCGGCAUUUCACUCCUCGCUUUAAGGCAUCAGUGCUCCCUCAGAGUUUCUUAUCUCCUCCAGCUGGCCACGAGCUCUUGAAGCUGAAAGCAGUGAUCGGCUACAAUGGGAACGGCAGAGGGAACAUGGUGUGGAACCCGGACACAGGCUUCUUCGCCUACACCUGUGGCUGUGUCAUCGUGGUUGAGGACCUGCACUCGGGGCUGCAGAAUCACUGGCUUGGCCACACAGAGGAGAUCUCUACACUCGCUGUCAGCCACGACGCCCAGGUUCUUGCCUCUGCCUCGGGAAGGAGGAAUGGAGACUCCCAUUGUCAAAUCUGCAUCUGGAACAUUCAGGAUGGGGUCUGCACAACAAGUCUGUUCCACCACAAGACACAAGUGCAAGCCAUGGCGUACUCUCGGGACGACAGGUUCCUUGCUACCCUAGGGGACUACAAUGAUCAAACUGUUGCUCUGUGGAAUACCUACACUUACGAGCUCCUGUCAUCAACUUGUAUCUCGGAGCCAGUCCACGAUGUGGCUUUUAGUCCUUUUUCUCACCGAGAAAUGGCCUGUGUGGGGAAGGGAGCAGUGACAUUUUGGCUGUUGGAGCAGCGGGAGGGUGACAUCAAUCUCAAGGUUCAUCGGUCCCCUGCGCCGGCCGUGUUGGGGCCGGUGGAGCUGACCUCUCUCUGUUACGGUGCCGACACCCUUCUUUACAGUGGGACCAACUCGGGCCAGGUCUGCGUGUGGGACACAGAGACCAAUCGCUGCUUCAUGACGUGGGAGGCCGAUGACGGCGAGAUCGGCGUGCUGGUGUGCCGGCGCAGCAGGCUGCUGAGCGGCAGCAACACGAAGCGCAUCCGCCUGUGGGCGGUGGCAGCCGUGCGGGAGCUGAGGCUGAAAGGUCCCGAGGCCAGAUCUCACUCAGUCAUGCUAGAACAUGAGAUUACCCUCGAUGGGACAAUCGUCAGUGCAGCCUUUGAUGACUCUUUAGAAAUGGGAAUUGUGGGCACCACCGCAGGAACGCUCUGGUACAUCAACUGGGCGGAGAGCACGAGCAUCCGGCUGAUCAGCGGCCACAAGAACAAGGUGAACGAAGUGUCCUUCAGUCCUGAUGAGACUCACUGUGCCACGUGUGGGGAGGAUGGCAGCGUGAGGAUUUGGUCCCUGGGCAGCAUGGAGCUGGUGGUACAGUUUCAAGUGCUGAACCAGAGCUGCCAGUGCCUGGCCUGGAAGCCUCAUACCAUCGUUGCAUGGGAAGCUGAGAGCCAGCACGUAGUGGCAGGGUACAGCGAUGGCACCAUCCGCGUGUUCAGUAUUUCCAGGACAGAGAUGGAGCUGAAAAUGCACCCCCAUGCCACUGCGCUGACGGCAAUUGCCUACUCCACAGACGGAGAAAUGAUCUUAUCGGGGGGCAAGGACGGGCUCGUGGCUAUCAGCAGCCCUCGCACCGGAAUGACCAUCCGCAUCCUCGCUGACCACAAGGGCUCCCCGAUCACUGUCCUCCAGUGCACCAGGAAGCAGUACCACGAGUUUGGGGUGGAAGGAGGUGAGCUCUGGCUGGCCACCAGCUCGGACCGUCGGGUCAGCGUCUGGGCCUCUGACUGGCUGAAGGACAAGUGUGAGCUCCUCGACUGGCUCAGCUUCCCUGCUCCUGCCAGCCCUGAGGGUCUCAGCAGCCUCCCACCCAGCCUGGCUGCAUUCUGCCCUUGGGAGCAUGGUACCCUGGUCUACGUUGGCUUUGGGAUGCAGAAGGAAGCCUUGUUUUACAGCCUGCACAAGAAACAGGUCGUUGAGAAGAUCUCCUUGCCGUACUUCGCCACAUCGCUGAGCCUGUCUCCUGCAGCACGCUUCAUGGCCGUUGGCUUCAGCGAGCGACUCCUCCGCCUGCUGCCCUGCCCCGCGGGCACCCCGCAGGACUACGGGGGCCACGACGACGCCGUCCACCUCUGCCGCUUCGCCCCGGCCGGCCGCCGCCUGCUCACGGCCUCCCACAGCGCCCUGCUCGUCUGGGAGCUGGGCGCCGGCUGACGGCGGCCACCCCGCCACGGACCGCGACGAGCAAGGACCGCGGGGACCGGGCCCGGGACCGGCUCCAGGCGCCCCGGUACCGGCCCCAGCCUCACCUUCAGGCUGCGCCCCCUUCCCCCCCCGCGGGCCGCCCCCAGCCGCCCGCGGUGCGUUUUGGGGCCCGGUUUCCGCUUUAUUUGUAUUUUUCCUUUCCCAAUAAACCACCUCCACGCC
Cygnus atratus (black swan) is the source of this 5817-nucleotide messenger RNA. It is a transcript of the gene WDR90, whose product is annotated as WD repeat domain 90. The transcript has 43 exons. NCBI's taxonomy places the organism in Eukaryota, Metazoa, Chordata, Aves, Anseriformes, Anatidae. Gene Ontology annotation, molecular function: protein binding. Gene Ontology annotation, cellular component: centriole. The record is from RefSeq and is a predicted model, not a curated record. Bases 46 to 5604 code for a protein of 1852 amino acids.